CACAUAAACAAAACAAAUUCCGAGUUAUAAUAUUUAAAGCAAAAUCUAGUGCUCGUGUAAAGUGUUGUAUAUAUGAAUUUUCGGAGUGUAUAUUAAUAUUAAGCAAAAUUACUUUUGUGCAUGUGAAAAGUGUGCAGAAAAAGUUAUCCAAAUUCCCCCUUGAGUCCGAGAAAUGGCUCAGGUAACGGAGAAGCGAACGACUAAUGGUCGAGCAGGAGGAGGAGCUGCCGGAGCCACCAAGGAGAAUAUUUCGAGCCAGCAACAACAGGCGAUGCGCGGCAAGGGCAUUGAGAUACUCGACUUCCACGAGUCUUGGGCGGAGGAGGUGGAGCUGUACAAGGACAAAAUGGUCAUGUGCAAGCAGCUGGCGCAACACAAUCACAACCACCAACCAGGACACGCCAAACAGUCAGCCGCCACGCAGCGUAGCUCCGCUGGUGCCAACUCGGCCAGCAGUCGUUCCCCGCCGCCAACGCAGAAACAGAGAAACUCACCACCCGCUGCACGUCGUCGUUCAGUCAUAGAGAAGGUUGCGCCCACAGGUUCCACAGCCAAGAGCACGCAAGCCACGCAGCCCGCGCAGCGCAUUGUAAUCCGUGGCACAUCCGCUGGGGUGAAAGGUACACCCGUGUCCGUGGCCACGGGCGUGCUGCAGUCGGAGCCGUACAAGAAAGUGCAGAUGCUUUUGAAGCGUGCACGAGACGAAGCUUUUGCCAAACAUCUUGCAAACAACAACAACAAUAGCAGCCACAGCAAUGGCAACAAACCGAAAAGAACCUCGCACUUGCUGGCAUCAGUCAUGCCAUCGAGCAUGUCCUGCACGAGCACACAAACCCUGACGCCUGGCAGCAAGAUUGUUGUUAAUACGUUCCAUGGGAGCAGCCUGCUUGCCCAGCCGCAUGACGACAAGAACAAAAUUCUAACACAAAAUGGUCUAACCAAAUCUGCAGCCACGGCACUGGAGACGAGUCUGUAUGCCUCUCUCUAUGCCCAUUCGCCGCUUAACUCCGGCGGCAACAGCGCCACGCCCAGGAUGAUGUCUGGCGGUGUGGAACAUGCGGCAUAUGGGGGCGUGUCACUGAACAAGGCAAAUCACGAUAGUCUAAGACUAAACGAGGAUGAUCCGUGUGCAGACAUUGAUGAAAUUAACAACUACGAUGACUCCGACUCGGAGGAGGAGUACGUGGGCACACCCUUCUUUCUGGAUGAAGACGAAGCGGAAACACACCAGAGUCGUCACACGCGCCUGCUGCCCGAGAAGACCACGUCCAAGGAGUCAAUAGGCUCGCAGGCUUCGGUGUACUCCAAACCCGAUGCCAUACUCUCGCCAAGUUUGUUUCCCAAUGUGCCGCCGUACCUGAACUUUACAUCGCAUGCGGACAAGGGUCCACCCAUGCCGGCUGCCCUCCAUCGUGUGCUCAAGUGGAAGCUCAGCCCUGUCAUGCCAAAGAUUGUGAAGCGAGUGGUGCUUAAUUCGGGCUUUCGCAUCAUCAAAAACACCACCGACUGGAUGGCUGUGUGGGAGAAGCACAUGAAGAGUCCAGGCUUCCGCACGAUACGCUCGCAUCAGAAGUACAAUCACAUACCGGGCUCAUUCCGCAUCGGGCGCAAGGACACCAUGUGGCGCAGCAUCUAUCAGAAUUUGAAAAAGUUUGGCAAAAAGGAUUUUGGUUUUAUGCAAAAGUCCUACAUAAUGCCCGAUGAUUUGGAGCAUUUGCGACAGGUGUGGCCCAAGAAUGCCUCAAAGCUGACCAAAUGGAUUGUCAAGCCACCGGCGAGUGCGCGCGGCACUGGCAUACGCAUUGUCAACAAAUGGAGUCAGUUCCCCAAAGAUCGUCCGCUGGUAGUGCAGAAAUACAUUGAACGCCCGCUGCUGAUCAAUGACAACAAGUUCGACAUGCGCAUAUAUGUGGUGCUGACGUCCAUCAAUCCGCUGCGCAUCUACAUGUACAAGGAUGGGCUGGCGCGUUUUGCCUCCGUGAAGUACAGCUCGGAGCUGAGCAACCUCGAUGAGCGCUGCAUGCACCUGACCAACUACAGCAUCAACAAGUUCUCGGAAAACUAUGCCAAGAAUGAGGAUGUUAAUGCCUGCCAGGGACACAAGUGGACGCUGCAGUCGCUGUGGUCCUGCCUGGAGGGUCGCGGCGUCAACACCAAGCGCCUGUGGGCCACGCUGCGGAAUCUGGUCAUCAAGGGCAUCGUCAGCGGAGAGUCGGGGCUGAAUCGCAUGUACCGGCAGAAUGUGAAUUUUCGUUACAAUUGCUUUGAGCUGUUUGGGUUCGAUGUGCUGCUGGAUGAGAAUCUGGUGCCGUGGCUGCUGGAGAUUAACAUUUCGCCGUCGCUGCACUCGGAGCUGCCUCUGGAUCUGCACGUGAAGGGGCCGCUGAUACAGGCCGUGCUCAACACAGCGCUGUACCAGGUGCCGCCCAAGCUGAACGAACGCCAGCAGCAGGAGAUACUCGAGGAGCUGAACCUGAAGGGUCCGCUGUGCCACGACAAGCGCAUCUUCACCACCUGCCUGACGGCCGAGGAGGUGCGCAAGCACAAUCACUACACCAAUCGCAGCAUCGAGUUCCGCGAGGAGUACGUGGACACCAUUCUGGACAAUCUGCUGCCCGACGAUGUGCGCUGCCUGAUCAUUGCCGAGGAUGAGCAGUCCCGCUGCCAGCCCCUCGAGCGCAUCUUUCCCACCUCCGGCACGCACAUUUAUCUGCGUUACAUCGAGAACGCGCGCUACUACAACCGCCUGCUGGAUGCCUGGGAGACGAAGUACUCCAAGAAUCGGGAACUGGGCAUCGCCCUGCUCUCGCGCUACUGCAAGGACAAGUACCAUCUGCAGGUCUCUGAUGCAGCCAUGGAGAAGGAACCAAAUGUUGCUCUCACCGAGAUCGAUAUGCUGCAUGUGAAAAAGGACGAGGUGCUGGAUGGCGCCACGAAUCUGGCCAGACUCAAUCUCGUGUCCACUGAAGGCAGCGAGUCGCUGCCUAUGGCCCGGCGCCCCGAGGCAUGCAUAGAAAUUAAAUCCUGAGACUGAACUGAAGUUUCGGUUUCUGAAUGUCUUUUAUCGAACAGAAAUACGCCUGCAAUACGUUCAAAUUCACGUUGAGAUCCUUUCCAAAUAAAGUUACAUUUUUCCGAUCGUCUUUAA
Messenger RNA from Drosophila subobscura, 3148 nucleotides. It is a transcript of the gene TTLL4B, whose product is annotated as tubulin polyglutamylase TTLL4. Lineage: Eukaryota; Metazoa; Arthropoda; Insecta; Diptera; Drosophilidae. Gene Ontology annotation, biological process: microtubule cytoskeleton organization; protein polyglutamylation. Gene Ontology annotation, cellular component: cilium. Gene Ontology annotation, molecular function: tubulin binding; tubulin-glutamic acid ligase activity. The record is from RefSeq and is a predicted model, not a curated record.